Amborella trichopoda is the source of this 2562-nucleotide messenger RNA. Its product is annotated as GPI transamidase component family protein / Gaa1-like family protein. Gene Ontology annotation, biological process: attachment of GPI anchor to protein. Gene Ontology annotation, cellular component: membrane; GPI-anchor transamidase complex. The record is from RefSeq and is a predicted model, not a curated record. NCBI's taxonomy places the organism in Eukaryota, Viridiplantae, Streptophyta, Magnoliopsida, Amborellales, Amborellaceae.
CUGGGUUUCAAUGUGGUACCAAAGUUUCAGACGCCCUUUCGUGUUGAAUCUUCAGAGAGAAUCUAGUGUGGUUAACAGGGGGGAGAGAGAGAGAGUGAUGGGAUGAAUUUAGAUACAGAGAGCGAUGAGAUGCAUUUAGAGAGAGAGAGAGAGAGAGAGAGAGAGAGAGAGAGAUGGGGAUGCGUUUUUUGAAGCAUUAGGGUCACAGGGAGGUCUAUUCAGGAGUUCGAAUGGCAGAAAAUAAUAGCGAGGACUCGUCGUCGCCACCUAAGAAGAGAAAACCCCGACUCAUCGCUUUUGUAGGGGAUUUCCUCAUUUCUCACAGCUAUGCUGUCAGCGUGUUUUGUUGUUUUGCAGGCUCUGUCGCCCUCUUGCUCUUACCCAUCCUCGCAAAGAAUACCUAUCUAUCUGAGAAUGCUCUCAUGCCGGGUUCUGCAAAACCGACAUUCUCCAGUCAAGAGGCAGUGACAGCAAAGGAAUUGAUAAAAGAGCUUAUUGAUUGGAAAAUUAUUCGGGAUGAAAAUAGAAUGCAAACCUAUGAAAUUAUAGCCAAUCACAUGGCUGAAACUGGUGCUGAUGUUUACUACCACAGUUUCUACUCUCGAAAAAAACAAUUUCAUCCAAUGAGCUUCUUUAUGGGGGCACCCAUGGAGGAUAAUAACAAUCAUUCUUCUACACAUGCCGUUAACUCGGUUGGCAUCAUAAGAGCUCCUCAUGGUGAUGGGAAGGAAGCAAUUGUGUUGGUUUCACCUUACAAUUCAGAUAAAAUGGAACUAAGUGAUGCCCUGUCAGUAGGCCUUGCUUACUCAAUAUUCUGCCUCCUUGGCCGAGCUGCAUGGCUUGCCAAAGAUAUUGUGUGGCUGGCAGCUGAUUCAAAAUUUGGAGAAUAUGCUUCAGUUGCAGAAUGGCUCAAACAGUACCAUGAUCCAGUAUUUAUCGGAAAGAAAUUAAAUUUUCACCCAGUUGAUGGGGAUAUUCAGUUUGUGAGGGGCAUUUCAGAGGACUUUAAACGUGCUGGCACUAUGGCAGCUGCAAUUGUCUUUAAGGUUUUAGAAACAUCACAGGGGACUGGGACGGAUAAUGUUAAUAUAUAUGCGGAGUCGUCUAAUGGCCAGAUGCCAAAUCUGGACCUCAUUAAUAUCGUGCAUUAUUUGGCAGUUCAUAGGCAUGGAUUGCAUGUUGAAGUGGGAAAGUUAUCUUCUUUACUUAAUUCUCUAUGGCUAAAGAUGGUUGGCAAAUUUCUAGAAGGAGUGAGCAACAUUGUGGGAAGCUUAAACCCUAAGUGGAGAUUUGCACUCCCUGUACUGGAUUAUGUUGAAGGAACAGCUGUCCUUGCAAGCUCAGUAUAUCACCAGGCCCUUGGUGUGCCCACCGGUCCCCAUGGUGCUUUUCGAGACUACCAAAUCGAUGCCAUUACCCUUGAGAUAUCACCAAGAGUCUCUUUGAACAGUGAGAUGGCCCGCUCUUCUUUUCUUGUGAGAGUUGGCAGGUUGAUUGAAGGAAUAGUCCGGUCAGUGAAUAACCUCCUUGAGAAGUUCCAUCAAUCCUUUUUCCUCUACUUUCUAACCUCCCCGAGUAAAUUUGUCUCGGUCGGAGUCUAUAUGAUACCUUUUGGGUUGCUUGUUAUGCCCCUACCCAUACUUGCUGCUGCACUCUAUUCUGGCAAAGCUUCAGAGGCCUUAGUUCAGAAGUCAGACCCCUUCAACACGCAAAAAAGCUACAAAGCUUCGCAAGAGAACCCGUUCCCCUCUGUUGGGUCAUGGAAAUGGAUUCAUGCUGCAAAACUAGUCUUUGCAGUUCACUUAUGGGCAACCAUCAUUUCAGUACUGCCCUCUCUGAUCUACCAAGCCUCAUGCACGAACACCACGACCAAUUUCUUGAUCUGGAUUGCGCUUUCUAUACCCUCUUUCUUCUUCUUUUACUGGAUUUCUCUCUCUUCUUACUUUCAUUCUAAUGAUGCUGGGUGGGCUAUCCUCAAAGCCUUAACGAUUGGGGCUGCAUCUAUUGGAUUAGGCCUGAUGUCAAUUAUAAACUUCGCUACUGCUCAGAUUGGAGCAAUUUUCUUGGUUCCAAUGUGUCUUAUGGUUCAUCCUUUGAGGCAAAUAUACAGAGGUGCAGGCUUGGGGGAACUCUUACAUAUGGUCUCCAAUGUGGUACUUGGGUUGAUUGGCUUUCCCCCUGCUUCAUUUAUCUUGCUAAAAGGUUGGUCACAGGGUUUUGAGGAGGUCAAUAUGGGUGAUCUCUGGGUCUGGGUUGAAAAUUUAUGGUCUUGGAAUAGUGCCACUUAUCUCUACUUGCUUCUUGUCCAUCUUCCUUGUUGGGUAUUAUGCUUAAUUGUCCUCUUACAUCCUUAAUAUGAUCCUGUGUUUUGGUGGUUGAAACACAAUGUUGCAUGUGUUUCUGGUGAGAGAAGCUUAUGUAGUUUGUUUUAACAUGAAUUGCACAAAUGCAAGCAGAUCCACGUAUAAUAGAGCAUGAGCUAUGUAACAAUUUGGUUAAGUUGCAAGAAUUGUUAACCUCCUUGAAUUACUGCUGUUGACGCAUAUGUUAGUGUUUUUUUGA